AUGGUGUUUCGACCCAGUAGACCCGAGGACUACUUCACGAUGUGGUCGAGCGCUUAUUACAACGACCAAGGGACUGAAGCCGUUCUUAGAGCCAUGGAUCACUUGAACGAAAUCAUUCGCAGCAUCUUUGUGGAUCCGGACCAAUUCGAUUGGAACAUGCGCUACUUUGCCAGUCUCCUGGAUGGCAACAACGACGAGCAGUUCCUGGUCCUCGGCAUCGGCAGCUCUUCCAACGGCAAGUCACUUAUGGCCAAGAUUCUCCGGAUGACCCUUGGCCCGGUGUACUCCAGCAUGUUGACCAGCUCCUACCUCCAUACAAGUACUCAAAGUAGCUCUGCGGCAACUCCUGAGCUGGCAUCCAUCGUUGGCUCCCGCUUCGUCUAUAUUUCGGAGCUUGAACAAAAAUCGAACAAACCUCGAGCCCUCAACACCAUGCGAAUCAAGAACCUUGUCGGUGGUGACGAGGUCGCCUUCCGCGAUAUCUACCAAGGCCAACAAUCCAGGGAGCUCAGCAUCAAGUUCAUGAUGAUGUGCAACCCAGAGGACAUCAACGUGCCUGAACUCAUGAGGCACGAUUCCAUCCGGCGCCGAAUCGAGUACAUCAACGCGAUGCACUGCCUUAUGCGCAAGUGGUAUCCCAGAUACCGAGAUGGUGGAUCACUCCUCAGCACUCGACCUUCAAUCAUGAGCCAGAGCAGCGUAGUUGGAGUACCCACCCAGGCCGAUACAUUGAUCGAGUUCAUUGAUUCGACCUACAUUAUCCACCCGCCCGAAACUGAGGGCUUCAACAACACCGAUUUCAACAUUGCACAGCCGGUUCUUUCACUUGAGUUUUUCAGGUGGUUCAAAUCUACCUGCAUGGACAGGAUCGAAACUGACGAGGUCUCCCGUUCUGUCAAGAGUGUUUGCGACAAUACUUAUCAGUAUGUCGAUGUGUUUCCCAAUUAG
Molecule: messenger RNA, 948 nt
Organism: Polychytrium aggregatum
Lineage: Eukaryota; Fungi; Chytridiomycota; Chytridiomycetes; Polychytriales
Exons: 3
Coding region: 1-948 (315 amino acids)
Source: RefSeq, a predicted model, not a curated record